Molecule: messenger RNA, 1447 nt
Organism: Camelina sativa (false flax)
Lineage: Eukaryota; Viridiplantae; Streptophyta; Magnoliopsida; Brassicales; Brassicaceae
Product: protein FAR-RED-ELONGATED HYPOCOTYL 1-LIKE-like
Biological process (GO): maintenance of protein location in nucleus; response to red or far red light
Cellular component (GO): cytoplasm; nuclear speck
Molecular function (GO): nuclear import signal receptor activity
Source: RefSeq, a predicted model, not a curated record
AGACUAGACACAAAACAUAAUCAUCAAACUUCAUCAGUCAUCAUCACCAAACAACAAAGUAUCUCUGGGUUUUGGAGGAAUCUUGGUAGCAUCUUCUGAAAAUCAUGGAUGAUGCAGAUGAGUGUUGUAGCCCAUCUCUGGAUCAUAGGUUUCUUUUUUUAAUUUCUUUUCAAUCACAUCUCACGAACACACACACACACACACACACAAAAAAAAUUCUUCUUUUGCUUUUAACUUUUCCAAAUUCAACUGUAUUAAUAUCUAUGUAAAAGUUUGAAACUUGAUUUCAAAUAACACGUAUCUUGAGUCUGAAAACAUCACUCCACGUUUCUCAGAAACAUCACUACUACUACUCUGUCGUGUGUUCUGCUUUCGUAUGUUUCCGGAAAGUUUUAUUUUUUAGUGAAUUUUGUAACUUCCUGAGCUCUUAUAUUAUAGUAUGGUGUCUGUAAGGUGUUUGAUGGUUUUCCUCGCUGUGUUUAAAGGUGAAUUGUGUAUUUCAACUUCAACCUGUUGUUUGAUGGCUUAAGAGAUACUCAACACUUCAAUCUUUUAAGUACACCCAGAGCAUACCUUAUCUUUGCUCUUAUCCAAAUUUUAGAUUCUGGACUAGCAAGAUUUGUGAUCCUUUCUCUUCAUCUCAGUGGUAUUGAUGAUAAAUGUUUUGUCUUUUGUUAAAUGGUGUGAAUACUACUAAUAUGGAUAUGACCAUUUAUGUGAUAUCAACGAUCCGAUGAUAGUUGCUGUGGAAUCUCUAGACUCAAGCAAAAAGAGAAAAGUACGUGCUGAAGAAUCAGACUUGUUACCUCUGCCAAAACACUUUUGUCUGGAUCAGCAACAAGCUUCUCGUCUUGAUUCUUCAUGUCAAUCAUCAGACAUAGAAUAUGCAGAGUGCUCUUAUGCCACUGAGGACACAAAAACCAACAGCGAGGAGGCCUCCUCUUCUGCAUCUUUUACAGGCCCUUCUUUGUACAUGUUUAAAGACUCUGUUUGUUCAACCGGAAGUUCUAGUUCAGGUUAUGCUACAUCGAGCAUAGAACAGUCCUGUUGUUCCAAAGUUGAUCACAAAGCACAAGAAGAUGCUGAUGAAGACUUUACUCUCAUGGAAUUCAUUUGUGCCGACUCAAAUUUAGCGGUUGAAGACGAUCUUCAAGAGGUUCUGAAUCCAGUGGGUUCUUAUAUUCUUUCUUCUGCAAGGUGGAGUGUCGGCAACCAAGAUUCUGAAGAAGCUACAGCGAAACCAACCAUUGAUCAAGAGUUUGAGCAGUACUUUUCAACACUUAUGAUGUAACAACAACAUGAAUCUAGAUAUGUAUCAGUAUAACUAAUCACGGUAAUAUUUAUGUAAAUAUUUCACCUUGUUUUUUUUGGUUAGAAACAUAUAAAAACCUUUUACAUGUCCCCAUUGUUGCAACUAUAUGAUCCAUGGAUGUCACGUUCAAUACUA